AUGGCCCAAUACUAUCCACAACAACAGGGCUACGCGCCCCAAGGCUCCGCACCGCAAAAUCUCCAGUUCUUCCCCUCAUCCUACUCCUCAGUCUCUGGUCACACAACUCCAUCGCAAGCAUCCUAUGGCGCCGGAUUUGGCGGUGCUGCAAACCCCUCUACGCAAGCUUACCCUGCGAGUGGCGGAUAUGGCGGCUUCGGGUCUCCGGCCGCUGGCGUUAGUGGACGGAUGGGCGAACAGGGUGGCUUAAGGACGGGUUGGUUGGCUGCAUUUGGUACGGAAGGGUACGAUGGUGAACCGCCAUUGCUAGAAGAGUUGGGUGUCAACUUCGAACACAUUCGGACCAAGACUUUGACCGUUUUGAAUCCCUUCGCCUCGAUUGACAAUCAUCUUAUGGACGACAGCGAUCUUUACGGAGCUUUGCUCUACAUCGUUUUGUAUGGCACCUUUUUGCUUCUCUCGGGCAAGGUGUUCUACGGUUAUAUCUACGGCGUUGCCGUCUUCGGCACCGUUGCUUUGCAUUUGAUCCUCAGCCUCAUGUCUCCAGCUCUCGAUGCGGUCCCGACCCCCAACGCUGCGGACCCUACCAAUUACAACCCCCACCACAAACCCUCCAUGUCCGGCGCCUCGGCCGCGGGUCAUUUCUCCGCUACUCUGACCUUCCCACGCUCCGCCAGUGUGCUAGGAUACUGCUUCCUUCCUUUGGUACUUACUAGUCUCAUUGGUAUUCUCCUCCCCAUGGAUACCAUGUUCGGGUAUCUCUUGACCAUUGCCGCCGUUGGCUGGUGCACAUACAGUUCGUCGGGGAUGUUCUGCGCUGUGGCACGCAUGAGUGGCAUGAGGGGUCUCGUCGCGUAUCCGUUGGCUCUUUUCUACGUCGUCUUUGGAAUUAUGGGUAUCUUCUCUUCACGUGGCACUGGCUCCCUGGCUGUGAAAACGGGAGCGGCUUGA
Molecule: messenger RNA, 951 nt
Organism: Penicillium bovifimosum
Lineage: Eukaryota; Fungi; Ascomycota; Eurotiomycetes; Eurotiales; Aspergillaceae
Product: transporter YIP1
Exons: 2
Coding region: 1-951 (316 amino acids)
Biological process (GO): vesicle fusion with Golgi apparatus; endoplasmic reticulum to Golgi vesicle-mediated transport
Cellular component (GO): membrane; trans-Golgi network
Source: RefSeq, a predicted model, not a curated record